Messenger RNA from Salvelinus namaycush (lake trout), 3812 nucleotides. RefSeq names its product phosphatidylinositol-binding clathrin assembly protein-like. Gene Ontology annotation, molecular function: phosphatidylinositol-4,5-bisphosphate binding; 1-phosphatidylinositol binding; clathrin heavy chain binding. The coding region runs from base 513 to 2393 and encodes 626 amino acids. The transcript is spliced from 20 exons. Gene Ontology annotation, cellular component: extrinsic component of presynaptic endocytic zone membrane; clathrin-coated pit; synaptic vesicle. Gene Ontology annotation, biological process: clathrin coat assembly; clathrin-dependent endocytosis; synaptic vesicle budding from presynaptic endocytic zone membrane. Lineage: Eukaryota; Metazoa; Chordata; Actinopteri; Salmoniformes; Salmonidae. The record is from RefSeq and is a predicted model, not a curated record.
UAUGGAUGUAAAAUCUGAUUCCAGGUCGGCAUGCUUCGUAUAACGUCAUACAUCCUAACCUUUCUGAGGGCAGAGCAGGCCCGCCAUUUCCCUGAAUGCUUCUAGUCCUUUAAACACAGCAGCAGGAGUGUCAAUACGAAGACAGGAGACACACAGGGAUCCAGUGAGCGAGAGAUCGGGAUGAGAGAUGGGCAGAGAAUGAGUCAGCGAGAGAACCCACCAAAUCUACCGCCGCAUCUUUAUUUAUGAAAUCUAUUUGAUCAAAGGCGUCAGUUGGAUCAACAUAAGACUGAAAUAAUCAAGCGUUGGAUACGUUGUUUGAAUUUCUUUGUAUCAUUUUUCUUCCGCCUCGUCGCCCUGUCUUUUUCUUUGUUUUCCCCCUUUCUUUAUUUUAUUUUUAAAUAGGCGGUGGACAGGAGGUGUCAACCGUAGAGAUUGUAUCAUUCAAUUAAUUUGGAACUUUAUAGACAUAUUGUGAUUUUUCUAAUUCUUUGUUGCAUUAAUAAACGAAGAUGUCGGGGCAGAGCAUUACUGACAGGAUAACUGCAGCCCAGCACAGUGUAACUGGAUCUGCUGUGUCGAAAACAGUAUGCAAGGCCACCACACAUGAAAUAAUGGGCCCGAAAAAGAAACAUUUGGAUUACCUGAUCCAUUGCACCAAUGAGAUGAAUGUGAACAUUCCCCAGCUGGCUGACUCACUGUUUGAGAGGACCACCAGCACGAGCUGGGUGGUGGUCUUCAAGUCGCUCAUCGCCACACACCACCUUAUGGUCUACGGCAAUGAGCGUUUUGUGCAGUACUUGGCUUCAAGGAACACAUUAUUCAACCUCAGUAAUUUUUUGGACAAAAGUGGUUUACAAGGUCUCUCUCUCCCAGGCUACGAUAUGUCCACAUUUAUCCGGAGGUACAGUCGAUAUCUGAAUGAAAAGGCUGUGUCAUACAGACAGGUUGCCUUUGACUUCACUAAAGUAAAGCGAGGGGUGGAUGGGGUGAUGAGGACCAUGAAUACAGAGAAGCUACUGAAGACCAUCCCUAUCAUACAAAGCCAGAUGGACGCCCUCCUCGACUUCAAUGUUAAUGCCAAUGAGCUCACAAACGGAGUGAUCAAUGCAGGGUUCAUGCUCCUCUUCAAAGAUUCCAUUAGGCUUUUUGCUGCAUAUAACGAAGGCAUCAUCAACCUGCUGGAGAAGUACUUUGACAUGAAGAAAACCCAGUGUAAAGAGGGCCUGGAUAUCUACAAGAAGUUCCUGACACGAAUGACCCGAAUCUCAGAGUUCCUUAAAGUGGCAGAGCAGGUGGGGAUUGAUCGAGGAGACAUUCCAGACCUUUCCCAGGCUCCCAGUAGCCUCCUGGAAGCUCUGGAGCAGCACCUGGCCUCUCUAGAGGGGAAGAAAGUCAAAGACUCCACUGCUGCCAGCAGGGCUAGUACUCUAUCCAACGCAGUGUCCUCGCUGGCCAGUACAGGGAUGUCUUUUACUAAAGUAGACGAGCGGGAGAAGCAGGCUGCUCUGGAGGAGGAACAGGCUCGUCUCAAAGCACUGAAGGAACAGAGGCUGAAGGAGCUCUCUAAGAGGCCUUCCUUCACCACCACAGACACGUCUCCGGUCUCCACCACCGGGGGCACUAUCAGCACAGCCCCGGCAAUCGACCUCUUCUCCACACCCAGCUGCUCCAAUGGUGCUCUGAAGAUGGAGAGUGACCUGUUUGACAUUCAGCAGACCUUUAACCCUUCAGUGCAGGCCAGUUCUACAGGGCUUCCUGUGGCCACAGCAUGGGCAGGGUACUCCACAGCAUCACAGGCCCCUCCCCCAGGAGCACUCCAGGUGGAUUUCGAGUCAGUCUUUGGAGCCAAAGCUAUCGGCGUUAACAACAUUGACUCUGAUGACAUCCUGAAACCCACCAUGGUCGGCUCCAAUCAGGCCCUGUGCUCCAUCAAUCAGCUGUCAGACAAACUGGUCGGAGUUGACCUGGACUCCUCCCUGGCCAACCUGGUGGGCAAUCUCGGGAUUGGAAAUGGCACAACAAAAAAUGACAUCCACUGGAGCCAGCCUGGGGAGAAGAGGCUGACUGGCGGGAGCAACUGGCAGCCCAAGGCAGCCCCAAACACCACCUGGAACCCCGUCUCCAUGACCCCCCCAGUCAUGGCCUACCCUGCCACAACACCAACAGGCAUGGUGGGGGGAUAUGGCAUGCCACCUCAACAGCUUGGCUCUAUGGGUAUGAUGAACCAACCCACCAUGAUGUACAACCAGCCCAUCAUGAGGCCGCCCAACCCCUUCGGCUCUGUUUCCAGUGCCCAGCCCUCUGCAGCCUCUAGUCCUUCCAGCCAGAGUCCUCUCAGAGCCCCCGGACAGGACCCAUUUGCACAGCUCUCUCUCAAGGAUUUCUUGUAGAGCGUCUCUUAGAUGCAGUUCAUGUAAUAUGACGUGUCUCAGAAAAUGAAGCACUUAGCAGCAAAGCUUUGUCCUCAUUGCCAGUCUAACUCUUCAGAGAAACGUUCACCCCCCCCUCCCCCACCCAAAUACAGACAUGUCAAGAACACAACGAACAGUGCAAUGACUGGAGGAAAACCAUGGAAACCAUGUCCAAAUGACGAUGGGAAGAAAAUAAUUCACCACCCGUUAUUCUGUCAUUUGUCCAAGACGUCAAGUGAUGCUGCUGUUUUUAAAAAGUACCUAUAGGGAUUCCUCAUCCAUUUUAUCCUCUGCUAUGGGUGCUGAGAAACUUUGAUAUUAUGUAUUUGGAAAUACUACUGUGGUUGGGUGUAACAGCUUGGUGUUCUAAUCUAGUGGGAGGGGGAGGUGGGACAAGAAGAAAAAGACGAGAGGAAUCCUUCCCUCUCUUGAUUCGAUCAUCAGUGAUCCAUUUCCUAGUUAUUUAACUGUCACUGAGUAGUGAUGCUAAUGACGUUUACACCUGUUUUAGUUUGUCUUUUUUACUGUGUUUACAGUAGACAUUCCUCGUGUGUUGUUUAUUUAUUUAUUUAUGAUAUGGUUUUAAAACUGAGGAAGAAAAUCUAUAGUACCUGUGGGAGUGCCUCAGCAUUUUACAUGGAUGUUGGAUUGUUUCAUUGGAGAUGUAGAGAAAAUAAUAUAGAUAUUAUAUAAAAUACACCUAUAAACGGAAUGAUAGAGCACUAAAUAUUCUUCAAGUUUUGUGAUAAGAACAGUUUUACUCGGUCAAAUCUCAUGAUCUCCCCUGUGCAAGUGGAGAAGGGGGUUCCAGUAUGAGUCAGUAAUCUAUAUAGUCAAUUCUGUGCCUAGGGUUUUUUGCAAUGGAACAACUUUUCUGUCUAGUUGAAAAACACUUAAUCCACGAUUCUGAAGCAUCACACUGAGGUGGAAUCCAUUUUGCUUUAAGCUUGGCAUGCCAUUGACUCAAUGACCGUUUAAUGGCUGCCUUUACUCUGAAUGUGAAAGAAUUGCUUUCAUGUUGAACAUAUCUUUCCAUGCUACCCGCACCACCUCAGCUCUGACUCCCUGUGAGCCAGACGAGAGUGUGUCUGGGUGUUGCAGAUACUAAACAAGGGUUCCAGUUUUGAUGUAAAUUAGUUGUAUAAAGAUCCAGUGGAACAGGGUGAGAGAGGGGCACUGUUGAUCGGUGCUCUGUGUAUAUAAAACUGACUGUUCAACGGAGAGGGAAGUGAAAGAUGUAUGAAAUAUGAAAGCAAUUCAAUCAAAAUCUGACUCUACCUACGUUUGAUUCAGGAUAUUUUCUGCGUUUGUCUUGCGUGGAUUAUAUUUUUGUUUAUGUAAUUAAAACGUGUAGCAGACAUUGACAGGUUUUUUUUUUUUAAUAAAGAGCAGCUUCCA